This is a messenger RNA of Ceratosolen solmsi marchali, 1734 nucleotides long. RefSeq names its product tyrosine-protein kinase transmembrane receptor Ror. Gene Ontology annotation, biological process: cellular response to nerve growth factor stimulus; positive regulation of neuron projection development; multicellular organism development. The record is from RefSeq and is a predicted model, not a curated record. The transcript has 9 exons. Bases 58 to 1632 code for a protein of 524 amino acids. Gene Ontology annotation, molecular function: transmembrane receptor protein tyrosine kinase activity; neurotrophin binding; neurotrophin receptor activity. NCBI's taxonomy places the organism in Eukaryota, Metazoa, Arthropoda, Insecta, Hymenoptera, Agaonidae. Gene Ontology annotation, cellular component: signaling receptor complex; plasma membrane; axon.
CAGCAGGGAAUGGUAGAAUGUCCAGUGAUUAGAUGAACGUAUAGUUCACGUUGUAAUAUGGACUGGCAACGAUUGUCCAGAAGAGGACUCACUUCCAAGGAAUUACACUCAGGUUUUCCAAUGACGGAUGUAAUACAAGAGUCCGAAGAUUUAUUGGAAAGAUUGCAGCCGAUAGCCCGAAUCGCACAAAUCAUGAAUUGCUCCGGCCAACCGCACAUAUGCGGUACCGAGGCCGCCUGUCAAGAAGCCGAAGACUCAACUUCCAGAUGUAUUUGUCCACACGAUAAAUCACCGCCUACCGCUGAUCUUAAAUGCCCAAAUCGCGUAAUUGUUCCACUGACACCUAAGCCUAUACACAAUAUAAUACCUCCCAGUGGCAAUGUGACAAAUACUACAACUAUACUUCCAGAGCCCGAGCAGGUUGAACGCCUGGAGCCUAGAUUGCCUGAAGUCACUGGUAUCGUAAUAGGUUGCGUUUUAGUCUUGGCAAUAGUGAUUGGAUUAAUUUACUAUUACAAACGACGCAGUUUCAACGCCAAAUCAAAACGCGGCGAUCUUGAAGCGUCACCGAUGAACUUGAAAACAAGUCUCUUAUUGGCUAACAAAUACACACCAAAUCCACAAUAUUUUACAUGCGAUUCGCCUGAAGUUCCAAUUUUACAAAGAGAUUCACUAGUUUUUCUUCAACACAUCGGUGAAGGUUGCUUUGGAAAAGUAUAUAAAGGUAAGCUUAUCAACGAAGACACGACCGAGAUUGUAGCGAUCAAAGUGCUGAAGGAUAGCGCGAGUCGCGCAGCCGAAGAAGAUUUCAUGCGCGAAGUGGAUAUAAUGUCAACGUUUCGCCAUGACAACAUUCUUUCACUCGUUGGUGUUGUUUUACGCGACACCUCUAAUAGCCCUUGGAUGGUCUUUGAGUUCAUGCCCUACGGUGACCUGGCCGAGGUACUAAGAGCCAAUUCACCGACACUGCGAACACCGACACCGGGUCUACAGCCAUUGACUAAGGAUUCCCUUCAUUGGAUAACCAUACAGAUAGCAUCAGGAAUGACGUAUCUCUCAGCACAAAGAUUCGUUCAUCGAGAUUUAGCAUGCAGAAACUGCUUGGUUGGCUCUGGUCUUGUCGUGAAAAUUGCCGAUUUCGGAAUGUCACGUGACAUUUAUACCUGCGAUUAUUACAGGAUUGGUGGCUCAAGAUUAUUGCCAGUACGAUGGAUGUCACCAGAAAGUGUAAUGUAUGGCAGAUUUACUCUGGAAAGUGACGUUUGGAGCUUUGGAGUAGUUUUGUGGGAAGUUUACUCUUUUGGAAAACAACCGUAUUAUGGGCAUAAUAACGAUGAGGUAAUGAAGCUGAUCCUUGAAGGUAUAAUGCUAAUACCUCCAGAGGAUUGUCCACCCUAUGUGUGUCAGAUAAUGCGGGACUGCUGGAAAACAGAGCCACGUGACCGUUUGCGCUUUGUCGAUAUCUUGGAGAAGCUUGAAAAAGCUCAGGAGAAGCCCACUCAAAUUGGUUCAUUACCCAGGCCACCCCAGGGUCCAGUUACGAUACGCGCUCCAGAUGUCCUUGAUCCUGACGGUUACCUGCUACCAUCCCCAGCAGCGUUACAUGAAUAUUUGCAGCCAUUGCCAAUGUAAAUCGCUAGAGUUUUCCUGACUCGGGCUUAGCGUAAAGUAAGACUAUCCAUUUGUUUACGACUAUUGCUCGUUAUAUGUAAAUAAGUUCAAUCGUUACUAGAU